This is a messenger RNA of Octopus bimaculoides (California two-spot octopus), 1425 nucleotides long. RefSeq lists its product as uncharacterized. Lineage: Eukaryota; Metazoa; Mollusca; Cephalopoda; Octopoda; Octopodidae. Gene Ontology annotation, molecular function: protein binding; metal ion binding. The record is from RefSeq and is a predicted model, not a curated record.
AAACAGAAACUGUAAAAGAGGUUGACUUCCGCUUGCAGCAGCAGCAGGAUUCCACUGACAUCUAAAAUCGGUGAUUGGGAGAGGAUUUCGUUGUUAGCGGCGCAUGCUUAAUAUGGCCGCUUACUCAUGACAUGUGGAGAGAGAGCAUUUAAUUGGAUAUUCAAACUAUGGCAAAAGAUCGAGAUAAAUUCAUUCAAAAUGAGUUACAGAUUGUUGAAAAGGAAUGGUCUCGUAUGGAAGGAUUCCAGUUACACACUUGUCUGGAGGCAUUGGUUGCGAUUACUAUAAAGAAAACUUCAUUCAAGUGUUUGUUAAUGCGUAUGCAAUUUCCUGUCAACUAUCCUCAAGAGGCAGUUAUUAUUGAACUGAGCAGCAAAACUUUGUCAGAUAAACUACUUGAUGGCCUCCAGAAAGUAUGUGAUGAAGAAAGUAAAAAAUAUUUAAAUCAACCCCAGGUGGGGAAUAUGAUAAACUUUGUAAGUCGCUUCCUGGAUGAGAACAACUUAUGCGUGUGCAGUAAUGAAAUAUCAGAAAUCAAACGCAACAUGCUUGAGGAAUGUGAUGAAAUUAAACUUCGGCAGAAAGCUUCUCAAAUUAUCAUUAAAGCUCAGCAAGAGAAUUACUUUCUUCAUUUCAAAGUUUCUGUCCCAAUAGACUAUCCUAAAACUCAGGUUGGCAUAGAUUUUGUGGAAUAUAAUUUUCCUGAACUCCUAAAAUUAAAUUUUUUGGCUCAAGCAACUGAAUAUGCUCGGCAGUGUGUACAGCCACCCCUCCGGAAGAAACCAAAUGAUCCCCCUUUCCAAGCAAAACCGUCCUUAUUACCUAUAUGUAAAUUCCUUAUUGUUGACUGUGUGAAAAACUAUCCCUUACAAAAGUGUCCUAUUUGCUGUGAACAUGUUCUUCCAAAAGGUCCAGUUAAAGAAUGUUCAAGAGAUAAACAAGUUGAGCGUGUUUAUUGUGGCCAUUUAUAUCAUCAUUCUUGUUUGGCAACUUAUAUGAAAACACCUCCAUUUAUAGGUGGGAAAAAAUGCCCCACAUGCAAGCAAAGAAUUUUUCAUGAAAAGUGGAAAAUCACUCCAGAGUUGGCUGAAGCUCGUUGGGCUCAUAAACAAGCUAGAGAACGUGAACUCGAUGAAGUAAAAGAUUUCAUGGCUUGACUGGUUGCUGUUGUUCAUUUUCGAGAAAGAUCUCAUAUUUUAAUACAAAAUCUUGUCUGUAUGCCUGUGGGAGUGUAUGUUUGUGUGUCUGUGUGCAUGCACAUAUCCAUUCCAUUCAGCUCACAUCGGUCAAAAGCUUUAUUUAAUUCACUACCAGCCUUCUAUAUAAAAAAAAAAAAGAAACUUUCCCUUCUCAAACUUGUUUUUUCAUCCUAUAGAAUUUAUAAUCAAACGGAAUUUUCAAUUAAAUAUUUGUUGAACACUGUUA